AAAAAUCACGUGUCAUCCAAAAAUCAAGAAUUAAGGGAGGGCGAGAAGCGAAGGGUUUAUGGAUUUAUUUCCUCCAUAAUCCGAGCGCGUGUGGUAAAUCAGCAGCAGAAACGCCAUCUGUCUCUUCCGCGCCGAGCACUCAAUUUCGGUCCAGAUCGGCGAGAGACAUCUGCUUUCUGUUGGUGUGGUGGAUUCGAAGCUACCCUGUCCACCCGGCACGGUAUUGGAAAGACCACCUCUCACCGUCUGCGAAAGGGAAAGUCGGAGUCCGGAAAUGAUAAUAGGACGAAUCCCCUUUUAAACGGAAAACAAUGGACAGCGGGCUUUGAGCAAUGUAUUUAUGAUCAAUAUACUAGGCUAUUGUAGGCUAUUGUAUUUUUUUAUAUCACAUAGGCUAUUACGAAGAAUGCAUGACUUCAUUAUGCCCUGCUGCCUGGGAUGGUUACUGUGAGGGGGUCGCUGUGCGUCGAGGGGGGUGAUUCCAGCGACCGCCAAAAGGAAAUUUUUUGGUCUUGGCAGGUCAAAGAAGGCUAUGUCUUACAGUGGUGACACCAGUUUGCGGCUGUGUUUGUAUUGUGAAACCUCAACCGAUUUUGUGACUUAUUUUGGGAUUACCCUGCAGCACCCAGGGAUAUUUUCAGUCUUUAAUUGAGGACAUUUUGACAGUUGCACAACGUAGAAGGAAUACAUCCAUUAUCAAGUCGGUCAUUGAAUAGCUUGUGAAUGGGCUGGAAUUUAUCGCUGUCCAUUAUGUAGCUGUAGUAGGCUACUCUUGGACAAUAAAUUCCACUUUUCGCGAGGACAAGCCUAUUUUGCGCAGGUUUGUGAAAUACUUUUGAGUUCUGAAACUACUUUACAAUUUUCAGAGGCUUCAGUUGGAAACAUUUCAGAAUUUUACGUCGUCAGUUAUUUAGAAAUAACUUUUUGAGAAGGACACCAGAACAUGCUGUUCAACGUUUUGCCAGAUUAUUCGAACCUACAAGAACCUAUUUUAUGCUAUUAUUUUGUUGGUUUAAAAAAAUCUAAUCGCUCUUUUUAUAUAGCCUAACCUUACAUUUGACAAUUUUCUGUGAAGUCGAGUGAGGUGGAAUAUACUUUGAUGGUUAUUAAUUUAAAUGUAGGCCUACUGUUUAAUUAUUCGAACACCAAACCCUCGUUUACUGCCAGUGCCUCUCAAAUAUUGACCAGAUUUGACUGAUCAGCUGCGCUGAAUUCAGCCCAACAGCGAAACUGGAUUGUAUUGAAUGAGAAACGCGUUUUACGCACAAGCUGUGUACGGGAACUUGGUGGUGGUACAGUUUGGCCUUGCUGGCGUUCCGUGGAAAUGGGAGACAACAUGUCAAAGAGAUUAAAACUGGUCACCACAUCUGAAUCAGAGAUGGAGGAGAGGUCUUUUGUGAACCCAUUCCCGGACUGGGACCAGGGAGUCUUCUCAUCAUCAAACUCAGGACAAGACAGUGAUGGGAGUGAACCAUUUGAUGCCAACGGAAAGCCUCUGGCCGUGGGCGCAGUCACACACCACCGCCUCAAGAACCAGGCAGAGACACAGGAUUGUAUCAGCAAACUUCUUCAGCUCCAGAGGUCUGUGUUGUCUCCAGAUUCGGACGUGCCUGACGAGCUCUUGUAUGGUCGGGCCGGCUACCUCUUCGCCCUGCUCUACGUCAACAAGGAGAUUGGCCCUGAUACCGUCGACGAGGCCACCAUCACCAAGGUGGUGACGGCCAUCUUGGAGUCGGGGAAGAACCUAUCCAAAGAGGAGAAGAAGACGGAGCGCUGCCCGCUGUUGUACGAGUGGCAUAAGAAGCAGUACGUUGGCGCCGCACACGGGCUGGCCGGCAUCUACUUCACACUCAUGCAGCCCAUUGCUAAAGUGAAUCCCGAUAUCCUGAAUGAACUGGUGCGGCCCAGCAUUGACUAUGUCCGGCACAAAAAGUUCCGCUCCGGCAACUACCCCUCGUCCCUUAGCAACGAGACGGACAGGCUUGUCCACUGGUGCCACGGGGCCCCGGGCGUCAUUCACAUGCUCCUCAUGGCACACAAGGUGUUUAAGGAGGAGAAGUACCUGAAGGACGCGGUAGAGUGUGGUGAGGUGAUCUGGCAGAGGGGUCUACUCCGGAAGGGCUACGGCAUCUGCCACGGCACCGCCGGCAACGGAUACGCCUUCCUCGCCCUCUACAAAGCCACUCAGGAGAAGAAGUACCUGUACCGCGCGUGCAAGUUUGCUGAGUGGUGCCUGGACUAUGGGACGCAUGGAUGCCGCAUCCCUGACCGGCCGUAUUCGCUGUUUGAAGGUAUGGCAGGAGCUAUCCACUUCCUCUCUGACAUCAGCCAGCCUGAGGCCUCCUGCUUCCCCGCAUUUGAACUUUGACCCCCGGGAGGGCUAGAGUUAGGAGAGAUGCACAAGAAGAAGGACUGACCUGGAGUUCAUGAGACGGUGGCAGCCGGGUGGCGCGCUGGAGCAGGAAUGGGGUCUGGCUCAUGAGGGUGGCAUGAUUCCUCAGGUUUUCCAUCUGAGGGGUGGGAUGGGGAUGGGGGUGUCAGGGUGAGCAGGGAGGGGGAAGGGGGCUCCUUGUUGCUACUGGCAACCCACCUAGUGUCUUCGCGCAGGCACUGAUGCAAAAAAUUAAACCUUGAACGAGUCCCAAACCUUCAGCCUUUAAUGUCAAACGCCUACAAGUGGCCACCUCCAGUUCUGUAUGUGUUGCUUGAAGUCUUUGCCCCUGAUGAAGAUGUUAGCUGUUUGUUCGUUUGAGGAGCAGGUGGUGAAUAGUCUUUUGUCGUGUGAGACUGUUGUUUUAAAAAAAAAUAAGGAUAAGACUUUUUCUCUUCCUGUACUUUGCGUAUGGAUGAUUUAGUUUCAGUAAUUGGCGAAAAAGGGAUCCUGUGGCUUCCUUAUGUAUUGAUCUUUGCUUCUGCAUGCCCAUGCCCUCAUAGGCUAACUGUGCCUCUGUCCUUGUUCGUAUUUGUCUGUGUUCUUUGGUCGUCUCCAUUCUGCCCC
This is a messenger RNA of Alosa alosa (allis shad), 2998 nucleotides long. It is a transcript of the gene lancl2, whose product is annotated as LanC lantibiotic synthetase component C-like 2 (bacterial). Gene Ontology annotation, biological process: peptide modification; carbohydrate metabolic process. The record is from RefSeq and is a predicted model, not a curated record. NCBI's taxonomy places the organism in Eukaryota, Metazoa, Chordata, Actinopteri, Clupeiformes, Clupeidae. Gene Ontology annotation, cellular component: plasma membrane.